AGUCACCCAGAAACAUUUCAACUUUGUCGUCGCGGUCGUACUUUCUUUUUAUUUAGAGUAAUUUUUAAGCAAAGUGGUUGGAAAACGUUCAUUCAGUUUUCACCAUUCCCAAUUUCGUUCCUGUUUAGUCAAAUUGUGAAGAUCGCGAGUCGUGCACGUCGACAUUACGCUAGGAAAAUGGACAGCAAAGGGCGUAACGUAAUUGUUUGUGAUAAUGGAACCGGUUUUGUCAAAUGCGGAUAUGCCGGCAGUAAUUUUCCCGCACAUAUAUUCCCCUCGAUGGUUGGCCGACCUAUAAUAAGAGCUGUAAAUAAAAUUGGUGAUAUAGAAGUUAAGGAUUUAAUGGUUGGUGAUGAAGCUUCACAAUUGCGAUCGUUACUUGAGGUUUCCUAUCCCAUGGAAAACGGAGUAGUACGGAACUGGGAGGAUAUGUGUCAUGUGUGGGAUUACACAUUUGGUCCGAAAAAAAUGAACAUUGAUCCAACAAAUACGAAAAUUCUAUUAACAGAACCUCCAAUGAAUCCAACAAAGAAUCGAGAAAAAAUGAUAGAAGUGAUGUUUGAAAAAUACGGUUUUGAUUCUGCAUACAUAGCAAUCCAAGCGGUGCUCACACUUUACGCUCAGGGUCUUAUAUCUGGUGUUGUAAUCGAUUCAGGUGAUGGUGUCACACAUAUAUGUCCAGUUUACGAAGAAUUCUCUCUACCACAUUUAACAAGGAGGCUGGAUAUUGCGGGGCGGGAUAUUACACGAUAUCUCAUUAAACUGCUGCUUUUACGUGGAUACGCGUUCAAUCAUUCUGCGGAUUUUGAGACGGUGCGAAUGAUGAAGGAGAAACUUUGCUAUAUUGGUUACGACAUUGAGAUGGAACAACGCUUAGCGCUAGAAACUACAGUUUUAGUAGAAACAUAUACGCUUCCAGAUGGUCGUGUAAUAAAAGUAGGCGGUGAACGUUUUGAGGCGCCCGAAGCAUUAUUCCAACCACAUUUGAUAAACGUUGAAGGUCAAGGAAUCGCCGAACUAGUAUUCAAUACAAUUCAAGCUGCGGAUAUUGACAUGAGGCCAGAAUUGUACAAACACAUUGUUUUGUCGGGCGGCUCAACAAUGUACCCCGGACUUCCGAGUCGACUAGAACGAGAAAUAAAACAAUUAUACCUGGAACGAGUGCUGAAGAACGACAUUGAUAAAUUAUCGAAAUUCAAAAUCCGAAUUGAAGAUCCCCCACGGCGGAAGGAUAUGGUAUUCAUUGGUGGUGCAGUUCUAGCGGAAGUAACAAAAGAUCGUGAUGCAUUUUGGAUGUCGAAACAGGAGUACCAGGAACAGGGUCUGAAAGUUUUGCAAAAACUUACGGCGCGUGCUCAAUCAUAAAACGUUUAACUAGGCUUUAAACAAAUAAGUAAAAAUUCAAUAAGGUUUUAGCAUUGUAACUAUUGUGAUUGCGAACGCAAAAUCAUAAAAAAAAAACAAAGAAAGAAACAUGUGGGUGAGAUGAUGAGAUGAUUGAAUAGAGGAAGGGACGACAAGCCCCGAGAACAAUUUUAGUACCAUUUAUAGAAGGCCGAGGAGUCGUUUGAUGUCGCUUGAGAAGAAGACAAAGUAGAUUAAACGAAUUCAUAUUUGCUAAGGAGAUAAAUGUGAGCUAAACUUCCAACAUCAUAAAUAUAAACCCAAAGCGAAACGAGGUUGACCGGCGGAUACUACGUCCACAGGUUGAUUUUCCCAAGAAUGAUGUAUAAAUUUUUUCUAAUAAGUAAAAUUAUAGUAGGAUCAACUGUUAUCAAUUGCAUUUGACAAUUAUUAAGUGAAAGUAAUGAUUAUUCAGUUUUUAUAAAUAUGUUAUGUGAAAUCGCCUUUAUUUCAAUUUUAUUACUUUUAAUUAAAUUAUGCGAACAUCUAAGUUAGAGAGUUAGAGUAACUAAAUAACCGAUAAAUGAAAAUGUGCAAGUGGAAGACGUGGCGAUGUGGCGAUGUAUAAAACUGUAAAGUGCGAGAUAUGUUCGGUCUAAAGGUUAUUGGAAGCAUUGAGUUUCAACAUUUACAUAUUAAGCAGAAUUCAGUAGUGGUACCAAUCACUUUACAAUAAAGAAAAAUAGAGAAUGUUAUUUAGAGCAGACAGAGAUGAAGCAUUUAUAAGAUAAAAGAUGAGUUUAACUUAAUUUUGUUUGUACUAAUUGUUUAAAAUAUUGAUUUUCCGUUCUUUAGGGCUAAAGUCAUUAUUACUGCGUAAGAGAUAUUCAUAUGUUUAUAAACUUUACAUUUUUACUUGUUUCACAAAAUUCAAGUGCGAAAGCAAAAGUAUUUUUUAUUUUAUAUUGAUUAAAUCCACUGUUUUUAUAUUAUUUCCA
Molecule: messenger RNA, 2342 nt
Organism: Hermetia illucens (black soldier fly)
Lineage: Eukaryota; Metazoa; Arthropoda; Insecta; Diptera; Stratiomyidae
Gene: Arp2
Product: actin-related protein 2
Exons: 7
Coding region: 178-1365 (395 amino acids)
Biological process (GO): Arp2/3 complex-mediated actin nucleation
Cellular component (GO): Arp2/3 protein complex; actin cortical patch
Molecular function (GO): actin filament binding
Source: RefSeq, a predicted model, not a curated record